This is a messenger RNA of Dermacentor silvarum, 1083 nucleotides long. RefSeq names its product BTB/POZ domain-containing protein 10. Gene Ontology annotation, biological process: positive regulation of phosphorylation. Lineage: Eukaryota; Metazoa; Arthropoda; Arachnida; Ixodida; Ixodidae. The transcript has a single exon. The record is from RefSeq and is a predicted model, not a curated record. Gene Ontology annotation, cellular component: cytoplasm. Bases 34 to 1083 code for a protein of 349 amino acids.
GGCCACGGCGACUGCCUGCCAGCGGCCGCAUCCAUGUCGGCGCUCUCGCUGGCCACAGGCUCGGACAAGUGCGUCACCCUGAUCGUGAACAACGCGCGUUUCGUUGUCGACCCCGCGCUGUUCGCGCUGCAGCCAGACACCAUGCUGGGACGUAUGUUCGGCUCAUUACUGGAGAACAACUUCGCAAGGCCCAACGAGCAUGGAGACUACGAGGUGGCUGAAGGCUUGUCUGAUACCGUUUUCAGAGCCAUCUUGGAUUACUACAAGACAGGUGUUAUUCACUGCCCGUCAGGUGUUACGGUGACUGAACUGCGAGCUGCGUGCGACUCUCUUCUCAUUCCGUUCGAUGCCCAAACUAUAAAGUGCGACAACCUCAUGGGCUUUCUUCAUGAACUUUCCAAUGACGGAGCUCGGCAACAGUUCUGCAAGUUCCUUGAAGAUCUCAUUAUCUGCAGAAUGGCCAAUGCUGCUCAGAUAGGGGACCGGGAGUGUCAUAUAGUGGUACUCUUGGACGACGACACAGUCGAUUGUGACGAGGAUUAUGUACCGCAGACUGGAGAAGCGCGUGCCCAAACCAUCAACAGCACUGCCAUGUAUCGUUUCUUUAAUUACACAGAGAAUCGAGAAGUUGCCAAGCAGGUGCUCAUGGAGCGUGGCCUGAAAAAAAUUAGGCUUGGCACUCAAUGCUACCCGGCCCGCUCCAAGGCGAAAGUGAAGCGUCGGCCGGUUAGUCGUGCCGAGAUGAUCGACAACUACGUGCAGCGCCCCUUCCUGUGCGUGUCUUGGGAGAAAGAAGAGGCCAAGAACCGUCACGUCCACUUCCAGUGCAUCAGGAGCACUGGAAACUACGCGGCCAUCUCUUCAGGAUUCGUCGGCGGUGAUGCAGUUGGUGACGUAGCUGCAAACGUGCGCGUGGUCGUGCAUGAGCUUCAGCAGGAGCUCGGCGCUGUCGGAGCAGCCGAGGAACCUCCCGUUGAGCUGCAGGAAGAAUUGGUGCAUCACAGGGAGCCUGAUCUGAUGGUGCUCUUUCCACCAGUCGCCAUCCGCAGUAUCAUUCAGUUUCGACGAUGCUCGCUUCUGUGA